AUAGCUCCACCAGCAUCCCGCUAUAUUCCCUAUAUAUGGCUCGAUCUCAAAAUCAAACAAAUCCUUUCAAGAAGAACCAUCACGUCUACCUCAAGAAUUACUUAUAAUUUGCCCUUCGAAGCAUAAGUCUACAUAUAAUUUGCUAUGAAUUUCGGCGCAAUCAACACCCCACCGAAAUAUGUCAUCGCUUCGAUCCUGGCCUCAUUUGGGGCCAUUGUUUUUGGAUAUGACACUGGAAUUAUAGGUCCAGUGACAGUAAUGACUCAGUUUGCAGACAGUUUUGGCGAUUUCUCGGAGACUGCGCAUGGUGCCAUAGUUUCGGCAAUUCUGAUUCCCGCUGCCCUUACAGCCCUCUUUGGUGGUCAUCUCGCUGAUUCUUUGGGGCGCGUGAAGGCCAUUGCGCUAGGAGCUGCAAUAUUUGGCGUCGGGGCAGCGCUUGAAGCUGGAGCUGCACACAUUGCAAUGUUCGUCGUUGGACGCGGCCUUGCUGGGGUGGGAGAAGGGUUUUUCUUGAGUACUAUAUCAGUCUAUGUCACUGAAAUCAGUCCUCCACGUAUUCGUGGCCUCAUAGGCGGUAUUCCACAAUUUUUUAUCUCCUUCGGCCUCUGCGCAGGCUACUUCGUGUGUUACGGCAGCGCCAACAUCCUCUCAUCCCUCUCUUGGCGCCUCCCUUUUGCCAUCCAGUCUCUUGUCGCAUUCAUUUUCCUCGUCAUCACAUUCAGCCUUCCAGAAUCUCCCCGCUGGCUCACGUCCAUGGGUCGCAAGCAAGACGCAGCGGCGAACUGGGAGAAACUCGAGGUCUUGGCUGAAGAUCGCGAGGCAAUCGUUGAAGACACAGAGUUGACUCUCCAUCACACAAUCUCUCGCCCGGCCUCUGUCGUUGUCAAGAGCAAAAUCAAUACGCUCUUCGCUGUUUUUUCCCCAACGGCUUGGAGGCGCACAACACUUGGUAUUUUCCUCAACGCCGCCCAGCAGCUGUCCGGCAUCGACGGCGUGCUCUACUACGCGCCUACCCUCUUUCUUAAUGCAGGACUCUCAUCGUCCAGCGCCUCCUUCCUAGCUUCUGGUGUCUCGGCACUUCUAAUUUUCGUUACCACCAUUCCCGCUUUCCUGCUCGCAGAUCACUGGAAUCGCAGGACAAAUAUCUUAACUGGAGGUAGCAUUCAAGCUAUGUGUAUGAUUAUCAUCGGUGCGCUCUAUGCGUCUGGUCAAGUCUCACCCGGCAGCGCCGGUGCUUGGACCGUGAUCGUGCUUAUCUACGUCUUCACCAUCGGUUUCUCCGGGACCUGGGCAGUCGUCAUUCGCGUCGUUACCUCGGAGGUUCAACCAGCAGCUACGAGAGCAGCUGCAACUAGCUUGGCUCAGGCAACAAAUUGGUUUGUAAAUUUUAUCGUUGCUCUUACCACCCCUUUAUUCCUAGCUCGGAGUGCUGGUGGCGUAUAUUUUAUGUUUGGGUUCAGUAGCGUCAUUGCGGUCGUGGUUUGCAUGUUGUGGAUGCCAGAGACAAGGGGUAGGAACCUUGAGGAUAUCGAGGGGAAUUUUAAUGGAAAGAAGAGGGGAACUGAGGGUCAGCUGCCUAUAAAUGAGAAAAGGCAAGGACGUGGUAUGGGCGAGACAGUUGGUACCUAAUUUUAGUAGUUCUUAAGGGGCCGACAGUUGGAGGACGAGUGAUUAUUCCAUUAACGAUGCUACUUAGUACAGAUAACUAUAUAAUACAUAUGAAGACC
Molecule: messenger RNA, 1727 nt
Organism: Pseudogymnoascus verrucosus
Lineage: Eukaryota; Fungi; Ascomycota; Leotiomycetes; Thelebolales; Thelebolaceae
Exons: 3
Coding region: 145-1629 (494 amino acids)
Biological process (GO): carbohydrate transport; transmembrane transport
Cellular component (GO): membrane
Molecular function (GO): carbohydrate:proton symporter activity
Source: RefSeq, a predicted model, not a curated record